Molecule: messenger RNA, 2164 nt
Organism: Camelus dromedarius (Arabian camel)
Lineage: Eukaryota; Metazoa; Chordata; Mammalia; Artiodactyla; Camelidae
Gene: CLPB
Product: ClpB family mitochondrial disaggregase
Exons: 16
Coding region: 65-2098 (677 amino acids)
Biological process (GO): cellular response to heat
Cellular component (GO): cytoplasm; mitochondrion
Molecular function (GO): ATP hydrolysis activity; protein binding; ATP binding
Source: RefSeq, a predicted model, not a curated record
CAGCCAUGUUGGACGUGGCCAGCACAGGGGCCGGCACCAGGGGGUUGUCGAAGCAGCUGUCACGAUGCUGGGGUCCCUGGUGCUGAGGAGAACAGCGCCGGCGCCGCGACUCCUCCUCCAGCUGCUUAGGUCCCCAUCGCUCCGGAGCCACGGAGGUGCCACCGACCGGAGUGUGACUACAGGCGGCUGCGGAGCGUCUCAGUGGCUAAGGGCUGCCGUCGGGGGGCGCCCUGGACCGUCGCCGGCCUUACUCACCAGAGGAGGGGCAGCCACCGGGGGGCGCCAGAGAGGACGCACCGCGACCCCGUGCUUCGCAGCCGCCACAUGGGGACACCUUCCUAUCCCGGAAGACACACUCUCUGGACCGGACAGCUGGAAUGGGGUCCUCAGCAGGGCCGGAUUGGGCGUGUGGGCCCUGGCCACAGCGCUUGUGGUACAUUGUUACAGCAAGAGUCCGUCCAACAAGGAUGCAGCCCUGAUGGAAGCUGCUCGCACCAACAAUGUCCAAGAAGUCAGCAGACUGUUGUCAGAAGGUGCAGAUGUCAACGCAAGGCACAGACUCGGCUGGACAGCACUCAUGGUGGCAGCCAUCAACCGAAACGACAGUAUAGUGCGGGUCCUGCUUGCUGCUGGUGCUGACCCAAACCUUGGGGAUGAUUUCACCAGUGUUUACAAGACCGCCAAGGAACAGGGAAUCCAUUCUUUAGAAGUCCUGGUCACCAGGGAGGAUGACUUCAACAACCGGCUGAACAACCGAGCCAGCUUCAAGGGCUGCACAGCCCUGCACUAUGCUGUCCUUGCCGAUGACUACCGCACCGUCAAGGAGCUGCUUGAUGGAGGAGCCAGUCCCCUGCAGAGGAAUGAAAUGGGACACACACCUUUGGAUUAUGCUCGAGAAGGGGAGGUGAUGAAGCUUUUAAGAACUUCUGAGGCCAAGUACCAGGAGAAGCAGCGGAAGCGCGAGGCCGAGGAGCGGCGCCGCUUUCCUCUGGAGCAGCGGCUAAAGGAGCACAUCAUUGGCCAGGAGAGUGCCAUCGCCACGGUGGGUGCUGCGAUCCGGAGGAAGGAGAAUGGCUGGUACGAUGAAGAACACCCUCUGGUCUUCCUCUUCUUGGGAUCAUCUGGAAUAGGAAAAACUGAACUGGCCAAGCAGACAGCCAAAUAUAUGCACAAAGAUGCCAAAAAGGGUUUCAUCAGGCUAGACAUGUCUGAGUUCCAGGAGCGGCAUGAGGUGGCCAAGUUUAUCGGGUCCCCACCAGGCUACAUCGGCCACGAGGAGGGUGGCCAGCUGACGAAAAAGCUGAAGCAGUGCCCCAACGCCGUGGUGCUCUUCGAUGAGGUGGACAAGGCCCAUCCAGAUGUGCUCACCAUCAUGUUGCAGCUGUUUGAUGAGGGCCGGCUAACAGAUGGAAAAGGGAAGACCAUCGACUGCAAGGACGCCAUCUUCAUCAUGACCUCCAACGUGGCCAGCGACGAGAUUGCACAGCAUGCGCUCCAGCUGAGGCAGGAGGCUUUGGAGAUGAGUCAUAACCGGAUAGCUGAGAACCUUGGGGAUGUCCAGAUUAGUGACAAGAUCACCAUCUCAAAGAACUUCAAGGAGAAUGUGAUUCGCCCCAUCCUGAAAGCUCACUUCCGAAGGGAUGAGUUUCUGGGACGGAUCAAUGAAAUCGUCUACUUCCUCCCCUUCUGCCACUCAGAGCUCAUCCAACUCGUCAACAAGGAACUGAACUUCUGGGCCAAGAGAGCCAAGCAAAGGCACAACAUCACACUACUCUGGGACCGCGAGGUGGCGGAUGUGUUGGUCGACGGCUACAACGUGCACUAUGGCGCCCGCUCCAUCAAGCAUGAGGUGGAGCGCCGUGUAGUGAACCAGCUGGCAGCUGCCUAUGAGCAGGACUUGCUGCCAGGGGGCUGCACGCUACGCAUCACUGUCGAGGACUCAGACAAGCAGCUACUCAAGAGCCCUGAACUGCCCUCACCCCAGGCCGAGAAGCGGCCACCCAAGCUGCGGCUGGAGAUCAUCGAUAAGGACAGCAAGACCCACAAACUGGACAUACAGGCACCACUACACCCUGAGAAGGUGUGCCACACCCUCUAGCAUCUGCCUACCUGCCUAUAUGUGCCCUCAACACCCAAUAAAAGCCCCUCGGCUGUAGCAUGGUAA